GGGCUCAUCGAGUCGAUCUGAUUUCCCCUCCGCCAUGGCUCCGUCCGGAGACAGCUUGUGGAGUUUGUGGGAAGUAGAAGCACUGCAGGUGGAAGACGCAUUGCUGCGGCUGAAGCGUCAGCUGGCCCUGCAGCCCCCGCUGCUGGACCAGGCGGUCGCUGCCGCGCGGCGGCUGAGGCAACGUGCGGAGAGCUUCAAGGACUGGGCGUGGGCCUCGCUGGCGGCCAAGGAUCAGUCGCUGCAAAAGGCGGGCUACAGCGCGCUUCGGCCACAGGUGGCUGAGAAGCGCGUCUCGCAGCUAGAGGACGAGUUGGCCCAGCUGCAAGACGCGGCCGCCGCCCAGGAGCAGCGUGAGCUGGACAUGCUGCAGUCCCUGCAACGUGCGAAGAGCCGCAAUGGACAGCUCUUGAUUCAGAUGCAGAAUCUCAGAGACGAGCUCGAGCAUUUGCAGCAGCAGCAUACCAUUGACGAUGACAAUACAUAUGCGAAACUGCAGAACAUGCAGGAUCAGCUGCAUGCUGCGUGGGAUCGCGCGACCGAGGCAGAGAACAAAUGCGACACUCUGGGCAAGAAGUUGGCUGAAGCAAGAAUUCACGUACACACAGAGCGAUCUGUGUCCCACGAGGGCGAUGAGGAGCUAGCAGAGAGGCUGACCGACAUGCAAGAGCAGCUGGAGGCUGCAAGAGAUCGAGCAACAGAUGCAGAGAUGGAGUGCGACUCUCUUCGCAAGCAGCUGGAGAAAGCGCAGGCACAGCCGACUGCAGCAGGAUCGCCCACCAGUGUGGGAGAUGAGGAUCUAGCAGAGAGGCUGGCCGACAUGCAAGAGCAGCUGGAGGCUGAAAGAGAUCGAGCAACAGAUGCAGAGAUGGAGUGCGACUCUCUUCGCAAGCAGCUGGAGAAGGCACAGGCACGGCCGGCUGCAGCGGGAUCGCCCUUGAGUGUGGGCGAUGAAGAUCCAGCAGAGAGGAUGGCCGAGAUGCAAGAGCAGCUGGAGGCUGCAAGAGAUCGAGCAACAGAUGCAGAGCUGGAGUGCAACUCUCUUCGCAAGCAGCUGGAGAAGGCACAGGCACGGCCGGCUGCAGCGGGAUCGCCCGUGAGUGUGGGCGAUGAAGAUCCAGCAGAGAGGAUGGCCGAGAUGCAAGAGCAGCUGGAGGCUGCAAGAGAUCGAGCAACAGAUGCAGAGAUGGAGUGCGACUCUCUUCGCAAGCAGCUGGAGAAGGCACAGGCACGGCCGGCUGCAGCGGGAUCGCCCGUGAGUGUGGGCGAUGAAGAUCCAGCAGAGAGGCUGGCCGAGAUGCAAGAGCAGCUGGAGGCGGCAAGAGAUCGAGCAACAGAUGCAGAGAUGGAGUGCCACUCUCUUCGCAAGCAGCUGGAAAAAGCGCAGGCACAGCCGACUGCAGCAGGAUCGCCCACCAGUGUGGGAGAUGAGGAUCCAGCAGAGAGGCUGGCCGACAUGCAAGAGCAGCUGGAGGCGGCAAGAGAUCGAGCAACAGACGCAGAGAUGGAGUGCGACUCUCUUCGCAAGCAGCUGGCAAAAGCGCAGGCGCAGCCGACUGCAGCAGGAUCGCCCACCAGUGUGGGCGAUGAGGAUCUAGCAGAGAGGCUGGCCGACAUGCAAGAGCAGCUGGAGGCUGCAAGAGAUCGAGCAACAGAUGCAGACAUGGAGUGCGACUCUCUUCGCAAGCAGCUGGAGAAAGCGCAGGCACAGCCGACUGCAGCGGGAUCGCCCACCAGUGCGGGCGAUGAGGAUUUAGCACAGAUGCUGGCCGGCAUGCAAGAGCAGAUGGAGGCUGCAAGAGAUAGAGCAACAGAUGCGGAGAUGCAGUGCAGGUCAUUGAAGACACAACUGUUAGCAAUUUGCGAAACGACUAGCUCUGAGUUGCACCACUCCUUUGGUGUGCAGGGCAAGACGGAACGCGAGCUUGACCUUGAGCAUCGCAUUGCGCAACUGCUGGAAGACCUGAAGCGUUUUUAAGACAUUGUUUGCUGCCUGGAACGAUUGUGUGCAUUGCACGACUUUUCUGAAAGCGCGGUCCCUGUGCUGCUCUGACAACCUGAAAUUGACAUUUGGCACUGCGACACAUGCCGGAAGCCGGGGCAGUCGUGCUGGGGGUGAGAAUGAGUCACAUUCGCCAGAUUGCUUUCGGAUCCACUUCGAGCCUGAGCGAGUGGUGCCGCGCGAGAGCAAGCUGUGCCCAAUUGCAGGAAGAUGUUUAGGCGACAAGACAAGUGACGCCGACUUCGAGUGACUUGGAAGACUAGCUCGUGGCAAGUUUCCGGCAGAAGAGGCCUUCAGAUCUGCCAUGGAGGCUUUUGCCAGUCAAGACGCAGACAGGACUCAA
This is a messenger RNA of Effrenium voratum, 2342 nucleotides long. The record is from the annotation of a GenBank genome assembly. Lineage: Eukaryota; Dinophyceae; Suessiales; Symbiodiniaceae.